Molecule: messenger RNA, 1964 nt
Organism: Rotaria sp. Silwood2
Lineage: Eukaryota; Metazoa; Rotifera; Eurotatoria; Philodinida; Philodinidae
Source: the annotation of a GenBank genome assembly
UAAAUAAAGUAAUAUUCAAUUAAUCAAUAUAUAUAUAUAUCUAAACAAUAAAUAUAUAAAUGAUAAUCAAUAAUAAAUUGUCAAUAUUUUGUUUAUCUAAGAAGAAGUUUAAUUAAUGAAAUAAAUGAUUUGAAAAAAACAAAAUUUUUUGUUUUAAUUGAUAAUUGAAUAUUAUUUUAAAUAAAGAUUUAUCAUAUAUAUAUAUUAUAUUUAGUUCAAUUAAAAUAAUUAAAAAAUAAAAAAUGAAAAAAAAGAACUAAACCUGCUUGAAUUGAUGAUGAUAAAACAUUUGAUGUUAAAUUUGUUUGAAUAUCUGUUGUUCUAUGAUUUGUUUGAUAAUUUGAAUAAGAAAAUAAAUAUUAUAUUCGUUAGAUCUUUUUUUUUUCGCCAGAUAUUAAGAGAAACUUUUUAUUUUACACUGAUGAAAUAAGUUCACUUAUAUAUAUAUUAUUUAUAUUUAAUGAAAUAUAUAUUAGCAUAAUAGAAUUAUAUUAAAUAUGUAACAAUUCUUAUAUUAUACUAUAGAAUAUAUGAUAAACAAAUAAAAUAUAUUGUUAAUAAUAAGUGAGAAUAUCUCAAGACUAAUUAGGUAGAGCACAAGAAUUAAUGUUGAGAUUAUAGUCCUAUGAUGAUAUUCUGUAGAAGAAUAUCAUAUCAAGAUAAAUAAAAUAGAAAAAUAAAUAGUAAUAUUGAUUAUUGUAUUGAAAGAGUCCUAUGUCUAACAUUACUAUUGUGAUGAGAAGGAAGAUAUGACUAAUUUAGCUACUAGAAUAAUUUCACUUUUAUAGAGUCAGAAAGAGAAGAAUAACUCAAAUCGAUAUACCAGCCGAUUCCGUGUAACGGUUCAAAUUCUGUCUUUUAGGUAUUAAUGUAGUUGAAUAAUGGGACAAUUACAUGAUAAUAGAAGGUAUUUAUUGAAUUUUAAUGUAUUAUUUUCUAACAUAAUGCAUUAAAAUUCCUAGAAUAGAUUCGAUUCCAGAUAGGGGAAUCAAAUCGAAUCAGUGAAUAAUUUUGAUUCAACUCUACUGAAUUGAAUUGAAUCUAAAUGAAUAUUUUCUUAUUGUUUUCGGUCUCUGUUGUAUUAUCAUGUAAUUGUAUGCAUUAUUUUUAUAGGAUUAAUAUAGAUAAUAUUUUAAACUAGACAGAUAUAAAAUGUAUCUUUGAAGUUUUUUCCUAAAAAAUUUUCGAAAUAUAACCAAGAGUCGAAUUUUAGGGUAAUAAUUAUUUUUGUAUCACUCUUAUCCUAUCCUAUUAUAAGAAGUUUCUACUUUAACUGUAUACUUUAGAAUUCUGUUCUAAUAAUAUUUUUUUAUUAAAUAUUAAAUAAGAGAAACAAUUUAAUGAUAUAUUUUCAUUUGAGAAAUCUUUUUAAAUAAAUAAAAUCUUAGUUUGAUUAAUUGAAAUAGAUUUUCUUUUUUUUGUUUAAUAAAUAAAUAUAUUUAUUUUUCAAUUAUAUAUUUAAAACAUUUUUUUAUUUUUUGUUUUUCAAUUUCAAUUGAUUUGAUUUAUUAAUCGUUAUUUAUUUAUUUGAGAAUUUUAUUUUGUUUUCAAUAAUAUUAUUAAAUAAAAUAUUUAAAUUCAUUUAUUAUAUAAAUCUCGAUAAUUAAAUCAUUAUUUUAUCUUUAAAUAAUUUUAAAUUAAAUUAAAAGAAUUAAAAAAAAGAAUUUUUGUUAAUAAUUAAAUAAAUUUCAGGUGCAAAUAAUACAGUACGAACAACUCGAACUCGAACUGAAGAUGGAAAAUUUUUAACAACUAUUUCAACAAUAUCAAAAAUAAACAAUUCAAAUGAUAUUCAAGAUAAUAUUCUUAUUAAUAGAAAUGAAAAAAAUCUUUUUUUUGGUCAUCAAACAAAUCAUUCUAUUAAACGAACACUUUCAGAUGAUUCAAAUUCAAAUUGUUUAACUAGUUUAACAAAAAAAGUUUUACAAAUUGAAAAAGAUCGACAAAAUAUUGAAGAAUAUUAA